This is a messenger RNA of Papilio xuthus (Asian swallowtail), 1765 nucleotides long. It is a transcript of the gene san, whose product is annotated as Probable N-acetyltransferase san. Gene Ontology annotation, cellular component: NatA complex. The record is from RefSeq and is a predicted model, not a curated record. NCBI's taxonomy places the organism in Eukaryota, Metazoa, Arthropoda, Insecta, Lepidoptera, Papilionidae. The transcript has 3 exons. Gene Ontology annotation, molecular function: acyltransferase activity, transferring groups other than amino-acyl groups. Gene Ontology annotation, biological process: mitotic sister chromatid cohesion. The coding region runs from base 125 to 661 and encodes 178 amino acids.
ACCAAAAUUCUUUUAUGGCAAGAGCAAGCGAGUUAGCUAAUGUCGUAGAUGGCGGGAGUGAUCUCGUGUGAUAUAACUGUGUUAGCUUAGUUUUUAAAUUUUUAGUGUAAAAAUAGUUAUUAAAAUGACUAGAGCUAAAAUAGAACUUGGCGACGUGACACCACACAAUAUCAAGCAACUAAAGAAGCUGAACACAGUCGUAUUUCCAGUAUCCUACAAUGACAAAUUCUACAAAGAUGUCUUAGAGGCCGGAGAGUUGGCGAAGCUAGCUUAUUACAAUGAUAUCGUAGUGGGAGCCGUCUGUUGUAGGAUAGACACUACGGAAAACUCCAGGAGAUUGUACAUAAUGACCCUGGGUUGUUUAUAUCCAUACAGAAGACUAGGCAUAGGUACCUUGAUGGUGGAACAUGUGCUCAAAUAUGUUGAACAGGAUGGUAAUUUCGAUAGCAUUUUCUUACAUGUUCAAGUAAAUAAUGAAGGGGCUAUUGACUUCUAUAAAAAGUUUGGCUUUGAAAUUGUAGAAACGAAAGAGCAUUACUACAAAAGAAUAGAACCGGCAGAUGCCCAUGUGUUACAAAAAACAAUCAGAGAACCACAGACUACUCCACUAGUUAAUGGAUCUGUGCCCCAUGCCAAGACUAAUGGACUUGAAGUUGAUUGAAUACCUGAACAUUUUAUAUCCAAGUCCUACGCAGAUAUCAUGGUGAAAAAAAAAAGUGAUAAAACAUAAGUUAUAAGGAUUGUAUACAAGUCAAUGUUUAUCUCAAUUGAAUGGAAAUUAAGUUAUCUGUAAAGAACAGGUUAAUCAUAAGUUGUGGUUGUGGACAUGAUGCCAGAGUUCAUGGACUGAAAUCUCAUCAACUUCAAGACCAGCUUUGUAUAAAUAUGUGCUCACGUUGAUGUAUGAACUGUUUAGAUGGAAUUUUUAAAGACAUGCUUUGUAUGGCAUAAUAAUCUAGUAAUAUCUUUAACUCUCAGAAUUUUUAGUAACAUAGAAUUUGUAAUAAUUAGGAUUUGGAUAAAUUUAAAAUACCAAGAAUAUUUAGUUCUAGACAUUUUUUUAACUACAUUUAAUUUGUGGCAGAACAAAAUUUACAGUACAUGUUUAUUGAUAUAAGUACAUAUAAAUACAUGAGCCCUUAUGUAUUACAUAACAAUUGUAAAGAGGGAAAGAUGUAGCUUCAGAAUACUAAUACAGUUACAUAAAUUACAAUUUAAUUCUGAAUUAUUCGUACGAAAUAUUUGAUUAGUAAUAUUGUAUUUCCGCUGAACAAUCUACACAAAAUCAAUGUUUUUUUUCACAUAAUAAUAUGCUUUUAUCCAUUUUUACACAAAAAUGCCAUAUUUAAUCUAAGGGUUGCAUGUAUUUCUUUAUGUAAAAAAAAUCCGGUCUAAAUAUGAGUCACCUCGCAUUUAAUUGGUUUUCUAUUUUUAGUGGUUAUUGUAAACUGAUCAAGUACCUAAUGACUUGUUUUUAUUUUAAAACAUUUGACUUGUUGUCUUCUGAAUACAGUUUAUAUUAAGAUUUUUAUUUUUUUUAUUUAUGUGGUGAAUACAAGAAAAAAUUAUAAAUUUAUAUAAAAAACAACCUAUUUUGUUAAAUGUCAAAAUGACGCUAUGUUUUCUGUACGCAUUAUAUGUGGCAACACUGGACAUUGUUACCAAAAAGUCAAUUUUUCAAAUCUGUAACAAAAACUUUGUUGAAUAACAUGUUUUCAUACAACUUCUAGGAUUAGUACAAUAAACAUGGAUAACAUUUCUCAUA